GAUCCGCACUCUCUGCUCAAAGGUAAUCCCUUCAGGGAGCACGGCCGGCGGUCCAGCGCGUGGCUCUCGCUAGAUUGGAAUCUGCAGUGCACCCCUUUUGUGGUUCAUCGCACCGGAGUUUUCCGAAGCCGACUGCUUGCCUUCCAAAAAAUGGCCACGCUUCAACUCUCCGACCCGCACCAGAGCAUCAAGGAGGAGGGGACUACUGCUGUACGCUGCCCGCUUUGGCGGCAGGUGCAAGAAGAAGCGCGCAACAUGAUGAAAGACGAGCCCGCCCUCGCACGUUACUUUAGGAUGACUCUCCUCACGUACGACACCAUGGAACGAGCCCUCGCGUAUCACUUGGCCUGCAAGCUCGGGAACGACUCCGUGUCGAUGGAGACUUGGGACGAGCUGCUGGCGGACGUGCUGGAGGCACACACGGACCACCUGGGCGUGUUUUUCCGCACCGAUCUAGUCGCCAUCCUCACAAGAGACCCCGCGGCCGAGGGCCCGGCGCACGCCUUCCUGAACUUCAAGGGGUACCUCGGCCUGCAAGCGAGCCGCAUCGGGCACGUCUUGUGGAAGGAGGACCGUAAGUCUCUCGCGCUGGCGAUCCAGAGCCGCGUGUCGGAGGUGUUCGGGAUGGACAUACACCCCGGCUGCCAAGUCGGGGCCGGCGUAAUGAUCGACCACGCCACCGGCGUUGUUUUCGGCGAGACGGCCGUCGUGGGCGACAACUGCACGUUCCUGCACGGCGUGACUCUCGGCGGCACGGGAAAGAGCCGCGGAGACCGACAUCCCAAGCUGGGCUGCGGGAUUUUAGUUGGCGCCGGCUCCAUGAUUCUAGGAAACAUCAGCGUGGGGGACGGCUGUAAGGUAGCAGCCGGGUCCGUGGUCCUCAGGAAUUUACCCGCCCAGGUUGUCGCAGCAGGAGUGCCGGCCAAAAUCAUCGGCACCGCCACAGAGGGAAAGCCAUCGGAAACUGUGGACCAAAACCUCAAGCACGUGCGGUACCACAGCAUGGUUGGAAACGGAAACGGCAAGCAGAAUGGGAAAAAUGGCGGUUCAGGGACGGGUCGGGCGGGGGCGCCCGAGGAUUCGCGAACCGACCCGCGCCGGGAGACUUUGGGCAUGCGAGGGAUAGAAGUCAAGAAGCGCAGCUUCUUGUGAUCAGCGACAGAAAUCGCUGUCGUUUUUUCUGCCAAGCGGAGUGGGAAAAAUGUCGGUUCAGGGACGGGUCGGGCGGGGGCGCCCGAGCAUUCGCGAACCGACCCGCGCCGGGAGACUUUGGGCAUGCGAGGGAUCGAAGCCAAGCAGCGCAGCUUCUUGUGAUAAGUGGCAGAAAUCGCUGUCGUUUUUUCUGCCAAGCGGAGUACAAUGUGUCGCCGUUGUUUGUGGGAUCGUGUCCCACAAUAUAUGUCAUCAGAUCCAGGCGUUGUCGCUGUUGUUUGUGGGGUUAUGCGCCACAAUGUGUUGAUUUGUUUUUGUUCCUUGGUUGUAUUUGUCGAAACGGGGGAAGGGUUCUUCAAGGGGAGAAGCGAAGAAGGGGGGGAGGCAACAGUUCGGAUUGUCCUCAAGGAUCUUGGCUCGCGCUGCAUUCACCGCUCGUAGUGUACAUGCAAAUGUGUGUAUUGGCAUCUG
Molecule: messenger RNA, 1623 nt
Organism: Ectocarpus siliculosus
Lineage: Eukaryota; Phaeophyceae; Ectocarpales; Ectocarpaceae
Source: the annotation of a GenBank genome assembly